Suillus discolor is the source of this 2331-nucleotide messenger RNA. RefSeq lists its product as uncharacterized. The transcript has 11 exons. Lineage: Eukaryota; Fungi; Basidiomycota; Agaricomycetes; Boletales; Suillaceae. The record is from RefSeq and is a predicted model, not a curated record. Bases 1 to 2331 code for a protein of 776 amino acids.
AUGCGAGUAUUUAUACAAGCUCGUCCUUGUGACGCGACAGGUCAAUUACUUGAAGAUGGAGCACCCCCAACACCACCUCCAAGCAGAUUGCCUGAUGACUGGACUCCAUACCGGGAUCGUGUUGAGUUUGAGGCUGCAGAAUUCCUGUACACUCGCACCCAAAUGUCCACCGGGGACAUCAACGUCUUACUGGAUCUUUGGGCCGCAACCCUCCUGAAACACAACGACAAGCCACCGUUUGUGGACUGUUGUGAUUUACAUAAGAUCAUUGACAGUACGCCGGUGGGUGAUGUCAAAUGGCAAUCCUUCCAGCCGGCACACGAUGUUCCACCCUGGAUGGAUCAAUCUCAUGAUGUCUGGUAUCGAGACCCCCAUGAGGUCAUUCGGAACAUGUUGGCAAACCCAGAUUAUGCAACAGAGAUGGACUACCAGCCCUACCUCGAGUUCUCAACUGAUGACAAUACACGUCAAUGGCAGGACUUCAUGUCUGGUGACUGGGCUUGGAACCAAGCUGAUAUCAUUUCCAAAGAUCCAGGUACAACUGGCUCGACCUUUGUGCCAGUUAUACUUGGAAGCGACAAGACGACAGUUUCAGUGGCAACUGGUGCUAAUGAUUACUAUCCUCUGUACAUAUCAAUCGGAAAUGUUCAUAACAAUGUCCGACGUGCGCAUUGUGAUGCUGUUGCCAUCAUUGGCUUCCUAGCUAUGCCAAAAACUACAAAGGAGCACGCCUCCUGCCCCACAUAUCAGAAAUAUUGCCGGCAACUCUUUCAUUUGUCUAUCUCGAAGAUUCUUGAGAACCUAAGGCCUGGCAGGACCAAACCAGAGGUUGUGCGCUUUGGCGAUGGGCACUAUCGGUGUGUUAUCUAUGGGCUUGGACCAUAUAUUGCAGAUUACAAAGAACAGGUUCUAUUAGCAUGUAUAGUGCGCUCUUGGUGUCCAAGGUGUAUGUCACACUGCAAAAAUUUGGAUGCCAAGUCGUUGCAUUGUACUCAUGACCAUACAGAAGCACUCAUCGAAGAAGUAUCAUCUACCGACCUGUGGGACAAAUAUGGGAUCAUCCAUGACCUCAUCAUAAGUCACAUGUCUUGCAGUACUACGCCGUUUACAAAUGAUUUUCCUCGAGCUGAUAUAAACCAACUUAUCGCGCCAGACAUCCUACAUCAGUUGAUUAAAGGAUCCUUCAAGGAUCAUUUAGUUGAGUGGGUUGGAAAAUAUCUGCUCCAUGUGCAUGGAAAGAAAGGAGCAGAGAAAAUUCAAGACGAGAUAGAUAGAAGGAUCGCCGUGGUUGCCUCAUUCUCAGGUCUUCGACAUUUCCCAGAAGGUCGAGGAUUCAAACAACUAACAACAAUUCAGGUUUAUCUACCUGCCAUUGAAGGUCAUGUCCCAAUGGAUGUGGUGCGCACAUUUCGUGCAUUUCUUGAAUUCUGUUAUCUUGUCUGGCGUAAUAUCAUUACAGAAUCUACGCUGGUUCAAAUCCAGGAUGCCCUCGACCGAUUCCAUCAUUACAGGAAGGUCUUUGAGUCCAUAGGCGUUGUACCUACAUUCUCCCUCCCUCGACAACAUUCUUGUUCCCAUUACAUCCUCCUUAUCCGACUGUUUGGUGCACCCAAUGGCCUUUGUUCCUCGAUCACUGAGACAAAGCACAUCAAAGCCGUCAAGGAACCAUGGAGGUGCUCGAGUCGCUACAAAGCCCUCGGCCAAAUGCUGGUGACAAACCAGCGUCUCAAUAAACUUGCAGCUUCGCGUAUUGAUUUCAAGAGCAAUGGGAUGCUGAAUGGCACCUGUCUGUCAGAAACGCUUUGGGCAUUAAAAUGCCAACACGCACAAACUAUACCUGCUCUAUCUGCAGAACUUGCUAUCCCCCAUCUCCAUCUCUAUAACAUCCUCCGCCAAUUUCUAUUCGAACAAGUGAACCCAAAUGACCAGCGCUCUCCCUCUGAAGUCCCGCUUGCAAGUUGUCUGCGAUUUGAUGGUAAAAUCCAAGUUUUCAACUCUGCUUCUUCGAUAUUUUAUGAGGCACCCCAGUAUGACUGUGUGUUUGUGAACACAGAUGCAGGUGUCGAAGGGAUGGGAGGCAUGGACAUAGCUCAUGUAAUGAAGUUUUCAUACCCAUGCACUGUAGUGCGUUGGUUUGACAAAGCUGACGACGGACCCGACGAGGACACUGGGAUGUGGAUCGUAAAACCUUCAUAUGAUGAUGGCCAUUCACCGUCGACUGCGAUCAUCCAUGUUGAUUCUAUUUACCAGGCCGCACACCUCAUCCAAUCUAUGGAAUGCAUGCCAUCCCACGGGACCCUCAAGCACUAUGACUCAUAUGACGCCUUCUGA